AUGAAACAACGAUUGCUGAUACUGCUGCUUAUCUGGUGCUCGCCAGUUUGGAGCAAAGUCUACUCAAACUCAAUUACGAAAAGGACGAAGAUACGUCAGAGGCAAUGGGAAGGCAUGAGCAGCAAUACGGGAGACAAUUUUGGUGGCUGGCUGGUGCGCGUUAGGAGUGGUGGCGCGGAUACCCUUUCUUGUGGCGGUUCAUACUAUGCCCCCAUAUUGGUGAUAUCGUCCGCCAAUUGCAUUCACCCAUUUCGAUACCAGCUGGACGACGCCAGCGUGGUGACCACUGCCAACGCGGAAGAUGAGGAUUACAACUACUCCAUUGUGGAUACUGUUUACAGUCCAGAAGAGUUCGUAGCAUACAGAAGCAACAUGGACAUUGCGUUGCCUGGACGUGCAGCCAGCUACAGAUGA
Drosophila montana is the source of this 414-nucleotide messenger RNA. RefSeq lists its product as uncharacterized. The transcript has 2 exons. NCBI's taxonomy places the organism in Eukaryota, Metazoa, Arthropoda, Insecta, Diptera, Drosophilidae. The record is from RefSeq and is a predicted model, not a curated record. The coding region runs from base 1 to 414 and encodes 137 amino acids.